UUCUUCUAUCUAUGUCCUCUAUCGUCUGUUAUGUUUUUGUAGUAUGCAUAGGUAGUAUGUUUGUACUUAUGAUUUCUACUCAAACAGACUCAAUAGACAGACUUCUAAAAUAAAUUACGAACAGUAAAUCAUGAAUGCCCCGCCGACAUUCGAGUCAUUUCUUCUUUAUGAGGGAGAAAAGAAAAUUAUCCGAGAGCAAGACACAAAAGUCCCCAAUGCUGCUAUAUUUACCGUAAACAAAGAAGACCACACAUUAGGAAACAUGAUUAGAAAUCAGUUGUUGAAAGAUCCAAAUGUUAUUUUUGCCGGUUAUAAAGUUCCUCAUCCUCUUGAACAUAAAUUUGUUCUUAGAAUUCAAACUGUCUCAGAAUAUUCUCCUCAAGAAGCUUUCAUGAAUGCUAUAACUGAUCUAAUUUCUGAGCUUUCUUUGUUUGAAGAACGGUUUAAGGAGGCGAUUAAGGAAAAAAAGGAAGGACUGGAUUAGUUUAUAUUAAAUUUAAUAAAUUUAUGUUUUGUAAUGACUUUUUAAUUAUUUAACACCACUGAACCU
Molecule: messenger RNA, 550 nt
Organism: Agrilus planipennis (emerald ash borer)
Lineage: Eukaryota; Metazoa; Arthropoda; Insecta; Coleoptera; Buprestidae
Gene: Rpb11
Product: DNA-directed RNA polymerase II subunit RPB11
Exons: 4
Coding region: 131-484 (117 amino acids)
Biological process (GO): transcription by RNA polymerase II
Cellular component (GO): RNA polymerase II, core complex
Molecular function (GO): DNA binding; protein dimerization activity
Source: RefSeq, a predicted model, not a curated record